Acaulospora morrowiae is the source of this 426-nucleotide messenger RNA. The record is from the annotation of a GenBank genome assembly. NCBI's taxonomy places the organism in Eukaryota, Fungi, Glomeromycota, Glomeromycetes, Diversisporales, Acaulosporaceae.
AUGCAACAAGAUGACUUGAAUAAGAAACUUGAUAAUGAACUAGAACAAUUAGUAGUAAGCUUUCGAGACAUGGUUAAAGCCGCAGGAUUUGAUAUUAGCCUAAGAAUUCCCGAUAAUAGGGAAGUGGAAAAGGAUAAAUACAGGAAUGCAUUGGACGAAUAUGUUGGUGAGUUGCGAGCUGCAAACUUGGAAAGAGCUUGUCAAACUCUUCUUACUCUGACACAUGAUUUAAAGACGACUCUCUUGUUGAAUGACACGAAAACUUUAAUGCGAUUGCGCGAAACGCGUAAAAACGCAUUGACUGCCAGAACUCAAAAAAUAAAGAAUAAGAUUGUACAACUCAAUGAUGCAGUCAGUGAAGCCAUUUGGGAGAUGGAAAGUGUGUUGGGAGGUGGUCAAACGCAUAAUAGUGGGCUUAGACAAUGA